UACCGUACAGGGACAGUCGUGCCGGUAAUGCGACCAGUGAGUGUGCUACUUCAUGUGAAAUCGUGGACGCAACGACAUGAGGAUCGUAUAUCUGAUAGCGGUUGAUGCGUUUUUGCUGUCAAUUACCAUUGCUGAGAGUGACUGGCCUGUCGGAUUACCUGGCCAACGUCAUCAUCAGCAUCAUCAUCAGAAGUUACUACAUGCAACUGUCCUUCAACCUAUUAUGAAAUCACAAACGGAAAAAGGUCCUCUUGACUGGCUUAUAAACAUAGUGUCUCGAGUUAUCAAAACUACAGAAAAACCACCACCACCUAUAAUUGGACCUAUUAAUUUACCUAGAAUGGGGGGUCGAGUGUAUAUAAGGCAAUUAGAGAAUUAUUCUCCAUGGCAAUCAAAUCAUGUAAUUAUAAAAAUGGUAACUCGCGACUCAGUAGCAGAACCUAAUGUUCCAUUAGAAUAUAGUUCGUCAAAUCAUCGUUCGGAGAAUGUUUCACGAAAAGCAUUAAAAGCCUAUAGCUACCAGAAUAACAAGUUCCCAUGGCGAUCUAGCACUACAACAUCACAAGGAUAUAACAAUUUUUCUCCUGCUAAUAGAAUCUCGAAUUGGAAUUCCAAUUAUCGCUCAACUUACCAACAUCAUUUCAAUACCCGCUCUCGACUGCCUACCGUUCAAGCUUCGAAUGAAUUUCGUUCUGAUGAGUAUUUAAGAAAUCCUGAGGAAUACCAUAGAGCUUAUUCAUUUUCAUCUCACAAUGACAUGCAGGAUCACAAAAAAUUCCUACCAAUAUCUGUCGCAUCAUACCUGGAUACUGAGAAACAGACUUCACCGGUCUCUACUCACUCUUUAAUAUCGCAUCAAGAUCCGAAUAAUCCAAUACGUAGCGGUUACAAUAAUUACAGUUAUCGAGACAGUACAGUAAAGUUCGAGUCCGACCAUGAUCAUGUAAAAGAACCUGAUUUUUCAUCUACAACUUUAAAAUCGCAUUCAGAUUAUGGAUUUAAGGAAAAUAAAAACUUUAGUACAAAAAUUAGUAUGUCAAAUAUUAACAGGAGUGAACUGAUGAACCAGCUUCCAUCAACUUUCAUGAGACAUAAACAUGUUCCCAGAAGCGACCAAAUGGCAAGUCAGAAUGCCGAACGCGAUCAUUUUAGACAACGUCAUAAAGCUGACUUUUUCGGUUCCUCAUACUGGCAUGUUCCUCGAAAUUUUCGACAGGGUCCCAUGAUCAAAUUCGAAAUUGAUGACGUUCGAAAUUCCGAAAUAAUGACCGUACCAGAUGUCCAACACAUAUGGGAUCACGAGCAAAAAUUAACAAAAAAGAAAAAUUCCGUUACUAUAUCUGAGAAGCUUGUAAUAGAUAACGAUGAAGAUUCUAUCAAUAUGAAAAACGGUGGAACCCUUAAACGCGAGGAAUCAGCCGAGCACAGAAAUGACGUACAAACUGAUAGCCUUCCAACAGAACCAUCGCAAUCUAGACUACUAACGUAUGAAACUAUUGUUAGACAUCGUGACGGACAGAAUAAUCGAAAUAUAUCUGUAGAAACUACAAGUGACGGUCUGGAGUAUGCGAAUCGUAAGGAUGACAUGAAGUAUCAUCGCGAACUUGAUGAAGUCUCAACCACGCAGAAAGCAGACCGCGAGGCCGUAAAAUCAAGCAAUAUCGCGCUCAAAGCUACGCAUGGAGUGACCAAAUUGUUAGAGAGCAAUCGUUGGCGGUUUCAAGAAAGGAGACAACCAACGCGGGUUGUUAAAGCUGUUUAUCGAAGAAAACCCAAGGUUUCUAUAAUGAGAAACGAUGAAAAAAAGACGAAAUCCAAUGGUCCAAACAAAGAGGCAGAGUCUCAUGAAAGUUUUCUAGAGAACUAAUACCAGCCACGAUUAUCGUAAUAAUGAAUUACGUUCGCAUGCAUUUGAAUUUAGGUUACCAUCAGAUGAUGCAUGUUCCACGUUCUAAGAACAGAUCGCAGGAAAAAACGUCAGAAAAAAGUCAGAUUUACAAAUCAACCGUGUAUUUUGUGAAAUCAGAGAAAGUAUUUUGAGUGAAUGAUAUUUGAAGGUACAAAUUAUAUUGAUAUCUUCAGUUUUAUUAAUUUAUCCAAUAACUUUUAGAGCCAAAAUCUGAUGCAAAUAUUGUAAAUGAAAGUGGCGUUAACAAUGUAAAAUAUGUAAAUAUGUAUCGACGGAAUAAAAUAACGGAGCUCAUGAAACACUGCGUGUAAGAAGUUAUGGAGAGUUAAUUAUCAGUGUAAACUCGAAUUUUGGACUUUUAACAUGACGAGUUCAAUAUGAUAGACCGGAGUAAAAAAAAUCAUGGGAUUUUAUAUAAACUUCGUAUCCACCUGAUCACCAAUUUGGACAACAACAUUAAGAAAAUUUCAAUGGUCGAUUCAAUGUGACACGCAUAAAUACAAAUAAAUGAUAUUCAUGAAACUCUGUAAUUGUUGUUCUUUGGAAUUGCGUAAACCUACAAAUAUGUAGAUUUGGGAACAAGCGAUGUUUUUGUACAGUGGUCGACUGUAGCCGAUCGAUCAUAAAUAAUUGACACACUUGAAAUGGCAGGAAAAGAAUUUAGAAAACGAUUAAAUUUGGAUGAACAUUAUUUGUUUUGGUGAAUGUAGAUACCGCGGUAAGAAAAAAAAUGUUCAGUAGCACAAGAUAAGUUUAUUUUAAGAGAAUCUUUUUUAGUAAGACCCGAAUGAUGACAUUUCCACAACUUGGAUGGA
This is a messenger RNA of Venturia canescens, 2724 nucleotides long. RefSeq lists its product as uncharacterized. The transcript is spliced from 3 exons. The coding region runs from base 77 to 1867 and encodes 596 amino acids. NCBI's taxonomy places the organism in Eukaryota, Metazoa, Arthropoda, Insecta, Hymenoptera, Ichneumonidae. The record is from RefSeq and is a predicted model, not a curated record.